AAUAUGCCGUCGCCUAACUCGUGUGUGUUCGCGUAUUGCACGUGUGGCUUCUUUAUUUCUAGCGGCCCACCAGGCGGCAGACGGGCCGCUUCUUUGGACAAGCACGAGGUGGACCCUUCGGUUGCGCUUCCUUUCCCUUUCUGGCAACAACAUUGCAGGCACCCAAGAAGAAAGGCGAGAAGAAGGCCGGUGGCGGCAAGAAGGGCCGAGGAGCGAAGGGGCCCGCCGUGGUGGACGCCCUCCCGCCGGAGGGCAUGACCAAGGAGCAGCUGGAGGAGCACAUUGGGCGUGUUCGGGAGGAGCUGGACCGCGAGCGGGAAGAGCGCAACUACUUCCAGCUGGAGCGAGACAAAAUCCACACCUUCUGGGAGAUCACUCGACGGCAGCUGGAUGAGAAGAAGGCCGAGCUUCGCAACAAGGACCGUGAGAUGGAGGAGGCUGAGGAACGCCACCAGGUGGAGAUCAAGGUUUACAAGCAGAAAGUGAAGCACCUGCUGUAUGAGCACCAGAACAACCUCACAGAGCUGAAGGCGGAAGGGACCGUUGCUAUGAAGCUGGCCCAGAAGGAUCACCGAUCCCAGGAAAUGGAGCUGCGGAAGGACAUGCGCACGCUGAAGGUGGAGCUGAAGGAGCAGGAGCUGGCCAACGAGAUGGUUGUGAAGAACCUCCGGCUGAAGCAGCAGGAGGACAUGACACGGCUGCGCAGCGACUUCGAGAGACAAGUGAGAGAGAUCGAGGCCAAGUAUGAGAAGAAGAUGCGCGUGCUGCGAGAUGAGCUUGACCUGCGCCGGAAGACCGAGAUCCACGAGAUCGAGGAAAGGAAGAACGGGCAGAUCAACACGCUGAUGAAGAACCACGAGAAGGCCUUCAGCGACAUCAAGAACUACUACAAUGACGUCACCCUCAACAACCUGGCCCUCAUCAACACUCUCAAGGAGCAGAUGGAGGAGAUGAAGAAGAAGGAGGACCACCUGGAGAAGGAGAUGGCCGAAGUGAUGCUGCAGAACAAAAGGUUGACGGAGCCGCUACAACGAGCCCGGGAGGAGGUGGCAGAGCUGCAGAAGAGGCUCGCCCACUACGAGAAGGACAAAGCCAUGCUGGCGAGCGUGCGAGCGCGCCUGAAGGUCACCGAGAAGGAGCUGAAGGACCUCCAGUGGGAGCAUGAAGUGCUGCAGCAGCGGUUCAGCAAGGUGCAGGAGGAGCGAGACGAGCUGUACGAGAAGUUCACCAAGGCUAUUAACGAGGUGCAGCAGAAGACGGGUUUCAAGAACUUGCUGCUGGAGCGGAAGCUGCUGGGCCUCUCCAACAUCCUGGAGAAGAAGGAGGUGCAGCUGAACGAGGUGCUCGCUGCCUCCAACCUCGAUCCCAGCGCCCUCAUGGUGGUCACCCGCAAGCUCGAGGACGUGCUUGAUUCGAAAAACAACGCCAUCAAGGACCUCCAGCUCGAGCUGGCCAGAGUAUGCAAGGCGCACAAUGACUUGUUGCGGACGUACGAAGCCAAGCUGACUGCCUUUGGAAUCCCCUUGGACAAUCUGGGCUUCAAGCCCCUGGAGACCUCGGUGCUCGGCCACACGCUGGGCCAGGGGCCGGCUGGGUUUGUUUCCACCCCCACGUAGCAGGGCCCGCCUUUUCCUCUGGCACACCACCUGCUCUCGCCUCGUGUCCAGGGCCGCUCUGUGCCCCCCUCGCGCGACUGAACCGCUGGGGAGAGGGCCAUGCAGCGCCCCGGGAACGGUCCAGGGCCGGCUCAGCCCGGUCUUGCAAUAAACGGGCCCUGCGCUCGGCUUUCCGUA
Molecule: messenger RNA, 1793 nt
Organism: Varanus komodoensis (Komodo dragon)
Lineage: Eukaryota; Metazoa; Chordata; Lepidosauria; Squamata; Varanidae
Gene: GAS8
Product: growth arrest specific 8
Exons: 11
Coding region: 255-1616 (453 amino acids)
Biological process (GO): flagellated sperm motility
Cellular component (GO): Golgi apparatus; motile cilium; microtubule
Molecular function (GO): small GTPase binding; microtubule binding
Source: RefSeq, a predicted model, not a curated record